Molecule: messenger RNA, 984 nt
Organism: Notodromas monacha
Lineage: Eukaryota; Metazoa; Arthropoda; Ostracoda; Podocopida; Cyprididae
Source: the annotation of a GenBank genome assembly
UUAAAGACUCCUGAAAAUCUGGCCGCUGCUAAAUGUCCUCGUACAAAUGAGGAGAGCUCUGUUGUUGAGGACUCCCAGGCUUUAGAUGCCUUAUCAAAAAGAGUGAAGACAAAGGGUUCUGUGCCUCUUCAAGUAACAUCAGCUUCAGUUAAAAGAGAAGUAAAGCCAGGGGCUUUCGGCUUUGACAUGAAGGAGGAGCUUCUGGAUUUGCUGAAUCCUUGGCAUUGCUAUCAUCCCUUCAGAGGGAGCCUAUUUGAGCCAGAGGAUCCGAUUGGGUAUAAGCGCAAUGUUUUCAAGUGCUUUGGUUUGGACAUACAGAAAUUGGACAAGGAUUCAAAGCAUUUUUCUCCGCUUUGUGCUGCGGCUAUCUGCUUUGGGUUGGAGUGGACCCAGUGUCUGAACAAAACUUGGGGGGCAUUUGCUUGUGCUGGUAGCUGCCCAUAUUGGCUGGACAGUGGGAAAACUGCUCCAGGGAUUCCCCCAGGACUACCUCAUCAUCAAUCUACGGAUCAUGGUCCCAAGGAGUGUUUUGGGAAUGGACCUUUCCAUAUCAACCCGGCAGUUAUUGGAUUGGGAGGUGAUCCUUUCAGGCACUGCCCAUAUUGGCUGGACAGUGGGAAAACUGCUCCAGGGAUUCCCCCUGGACUACCUCAUCAUCAUUCUAUGGAUCAUGGUCCCAAGGAGUGUUUUGGGAAUGGACCUUUCCAUAUCAACCCGGCAGUUAUUGGAUCGGGAGGUGAUCCUUUCAGGCAGAUGGAUGAGAUCUUAAGUCAGAAGAUGUUCUUGGAGGUCUUCUCUGCGGAUUUCUUGUGCUUGGACCCCAAGAGAGCUGUGUCUGGACGUUUCGUUGUGGGAUCAUCAGUUCGAGUUGGAAAUUCCUCUCAAAGAAAAUUCAUAAUAUCAAAAGUAGGGGACAAGGCCUGGGUUGUGGGAGAGGGAGGUCUAGAGUUUGCGGAUAUGGCAUCUCUUUCUCGUUAUGCUUAA